Molecule: messenger RNA, 5925 nt
Organism: Bombus pascuorum
Lineage: Eukaryota; Metazoa; Arthropoda; Insecta; Hymenoptera; Apidae
Gene: Jra
Product: transcription factor Jun
Exons: 1
Coding region: 76-669 (197 amino acids)
Biological process (GO): regulation of transcription by RNA polymerase II; regulation of cell cycle; regulation of cell population proliferation
Cellular component (GO): transcription regulator complex
Molecular function (GO): RNA polymerase II cis-regulatory region sequence-specific DNA binding; transcription factor binding; DNA-binding transcription factor activity, RNA polymerase II-specific
Source: RefSeq, a predicted model, not a curated record
GUUUAGUUGGGUGUUCACAAGUUGUCGAGACAUCGUGUUGUGCACCUGAGUGACAUCCGCAUUCUAUCACCGACCAUGUUAAAACUAGGCUCUCCGGAGUUGGAAAAGUUAAUCAUCGGUCAGCAGGAUAGUUUAGUGACGAAUCUACCAACACCUACGCAGAUUCUGUUUCCAAAGGCAGUGACCGAGGCCCAAGAAUUGUACGCUCGAGGUUUCAUCGACGCUCUGAACGAGUUGCAUCAUUCGGACAGCUCGCAGGAACCUGGUAGCAUUUAUGGAGCUACGUAUACGACGUUGGAACCACCUAACAGCGUGCAGAGUACAGAAUCUUCGGUGAGUCAAGGUCUGCUACAGAUCAAAGAUGAGCCUCAAACGGUACCUAGCGUGUCCAGUUCACCCCCGAUGUCUCCUAUCGAUAUGGAGAAUCAGGAAAGAAUCAAGCUGGAGAGGAAACGUCAGAGGAACCGCGUGGCUGCGUCUAAAUGCCGCAGGCGCAAGCUCGAGCGCAUCUCCAGGCUGGAGGACAAGGUUAAGCUGUUGAAGGGCGAGAACAGUGAAUUGAGCGCGGUGGUGCAUAGGCUGAAAGAGCACGUGUGCCGGUUGAAGGAGCAGGUGAUGGACCACGUGCACUCUGGCUGCCAGAUUAUGGCGGUCUCGGGUCAAUUCUGAGCCGAUUAUAUCGGACGGGACUCUCCGACGUGUAUUGUUUCGUCUGACGGUGGCUCUUGCUACUUUUACAAACGUGGCAAUGUUGUUCCCCUUUGUUGGAGUCGGAAGCUUCUACCAUGGAACAUCGAUGUCGUCGUUGAUACUUGUUUACAUUUGACUACGAUCUCUCGUUUGCUUUGUUGUUUUCGGGAAAAGGGGACACGGUGAUGAUCGUGCGCGACGGCGUGAGAAGAGCUAAGCAAGACGAAGAAAAAGAAGAAGAAGGGAGUGCCUUGGUGUGCUGGGCGUGAAAUAGAGACUCUUUUUUUUUAAAAAAAAGGAGAGCGAGACAAAAAGAAUAAUGAGAUAAUAAUCACCCCUAUACGCGUGUCUCUUCUUUGUGUGUGCCUGUUUUUCAUGCAUACAUGUGCACGAGAAACGCAUUACGUGCAUGUGUAUAGGAGAAUGGUGCGGAGGGGAAAGACGGAUGGAGAAAGAGAGAGAUGAACAGCUUCGAGAAGUACGUCGAUGAGAAGGAGAAGUGGGGAGUGAAGAGGGAAGGAAAGGAUGGAGAAAAAGGAGAGUGGGUGGGACUUCGCGGAGAAGAGUGGGACCUUGCAAUGCGGCCAUUUUGGAGAACUUGGCGAGUACUGGCGGGAGAUUCGAAUCUCUCAGCUGUUCUUUCUAAAAAUUUACCGAUCGUAUUAUGUACAUUCCGUCCGGGGGAAAACGAUCAAAUCGAUGGUAAUAAUCGAUCGAAGAUCUUUCGAGAUUCUCGUUUGUCGGUUUUUUUUCACGCUCAUUCAUCAUUUUCCUAUCGAUUUUUUAACAUUGUACUAUCCUCGGGUUUCCCCCUGUCGGAGGAUAAUAAUACUUCUUCGCAUUCUUUGUAAUAAAACCACGGGACAUUUUUCUUUUUGCGAUCGCCUGCGUUCUUUCUGCCCUUUUUCUUCUUCUUUUUUCGUUUUGUAACAAAUGCGUGAAAGUCUGGUGAGCUAAUAUCGGCGUUACGUUAUUCGAUACAGGUGGUAAAGGUCCAAGUUGCGGCCUUUUCGCCUAAGGUGCCCGUCGCUGACAUCCGUUUAACGUAAGGUUACGCUUCAACUGGCUCACGUUGUUCUCGCGAUUCACGGCGUCGUAGAUGCUCUAGUACCCUUGUAGAACGUUUGCUUUAUCAUCGAAAACUUCGCACCAUCGAUGCCGAAUUAGGGGCUUUGUCUCCGUGUCAAUCGAAAGUUUAUAGCUCUGGGGACGAACCGUGCACAUUGGAACACACUCACCGACGCUUGGAAAAGUGCGAUCGAUCGCCUAUUCGUUUUACCUGCUCGUUUCUGUUUUAUUCAUUAACCCUUUGCCCUAUAAUUUAAGUUCCAACAGCACGUGCCGUAACCAUCGGCAGGGUCGCGCCAUUUCACGGUCUGGCUGAGCGUUCGAAGUUGUUCAAGAUACAACUAAUUUUAUGUUGCCGGAUGUUUGAUAAAUAAUUAUUACCGAUUGAUAAUAGGACAAGAUUUUUAACGGUAAUUUAAUAUCUUGUUAAUAUUUUUCAAGAAAAUAUAUUUGCACAUCCGAAUACGGCCAAGAAAAAAAAAUGUUCGUCGCAUUUACUACGAGUCUAACUCGACGUUGUAGGUUAAAGGGCUAAACGCGGUGAUUUCAACGCCAACAAUUGGUUCCAGGCGCUACUUUAUUUUAUACCUUUAUCACCUUUAGAAACAAUGAUGGCACUUGGUCACAAAGCGAGAUCGAACGGCCGUUCCCGGCCACAAGGUUGAUCGUAGUCGAAAAGAUGAAAUUAUCGAAGAAUUCCAUAAGCUCGCAUUUAAUGAAAAAGAGAAAGAAAGAAAUACGAACUCGAUGUAGCUCGAGACAUUUCUCUACAGCAUCCUCAAACGAUAAAAGUUCGUCGAUUCCCGUGAAUACGUAUCAGAAACGAUUAACAUUACUAGAAAGCUCUUGUUUCUUAAUUUCUCGCUUCUUGUUAAACGCAUUCGACACAUUUGUCCCUUCCAAAAGAUGAGUUUUUCUUAGUCUUGUUGCAUUUUAUUUUCUCAGAUGUUACACUGCGCGUGAAUAUGUGUGUAAUAGCGGCUUUUCAUCUUUUAUAUACACCUUACGAGUUCUUCAAACAAACCGCGCUUUUUAUCAUCACUCGAAUAAGAGAAAGAGGAAAGAAUUAUUCUGCGUCGAAGGCUGGAAGUAGUUUCUGUUAUCGCGAAGCGAUAAUUCGCGACCGCAACGAUUGCCACGAAAUCCCGGGCCACGCGAGAAUUCCCUAGAUUCUCGAUAAAUCAGGGGAAAGCUGUUGACAAAAAGAAAGUAGAAGGAAAAAGAAAGCGAUUUCUUCGGAAGAUUUCGUGGUAACGAUAAACCCUUACUAUACAAUAAUACACGCAUUCGUACUAUUUGCAGUCUGUUCUAGAGGUGCACACGCGCAGAACAUCACGUGUAGUGAGUCAUUGUUGUGUUGACAGUUGAACCAAAUCGUGUCGCUGUCCGCAUCCGAAACCGAGACGGACAAACACAAGUUUCAACUGUGCGCGACGCAUUAGCCACUGCACGGAACACGCACUUUUUGCGUCCUAGCCUCGACUUGAUUAUGUAACGACGAGUAAAAAACCAGGCACACUAGAAAGGAGUGCUCGGAUAGAAAACACGUUAGCGACGCAUUGACCCUUUUAACCUACAACAUCGAGUUAGACUCGUGGUACGUCCUUCGAGACAAACAUAAAAAACACGAAUUAGACUCGUGGUACGUUGUUCGGGCCAAACAUAAGAAACGCGAGUAUAUAGUAACAUAAAAUUAGUUGUACCUUGCACAACUUGGAACGCUCAGCCAGACCGUGCAGUCAGCGCGACUGUUGGAACCUAAUCGUAGGGCAAGGGGUUAACAUUAGAACUACCGAACUCAUUAAAAUAAAAUGGACUUGGUAUUAUUUGUACAAUUAAGGUAAAGUUACCUUAUCUGACAAAAUUAAUAUCGGUUGUCAUUGAGACAGAAUAUGUAAUUAUAUUUAUUUUUUUAUUCUACCGUUUGAAUUCUAAUUACUUUUUAAUGAUUAGUAGUUCUAUCGUUAAAGGCAUUCGUUUCUCGCGUAUCGAUACGAUUCAGCCACGUGCUUUUCGUUGAAAAAUUCGCUCGAAUUUCCUUUCGCUUUUGUGUACGUGGCGCAAUCGUGUCCACGAUACUCUCCGUGAAAAAGCUCUGAAUCUUUCUCUCUGUUUCAUUUAUUUUCCCGUAGCUUUAAGCCGAUACUGCGUGUUCCCCCUCGGUUUCAAAGACAUUGAUACUUUCGCCACUGCUCAUGUGAUUUCACUACAUUUUUUCUAUCAUCGUAUCAAGCCAUGUAAUAUCGCGAAAUUUUUGAUUUCUCAGUUUAACGUAACACAACGAUUCCAAUGGUCAAACAGAAUCGAGUACAUGCAGUAGAAGUGACGAGAGUAUUAAUUUUUGUGUCUAUGGAACUGUCGUUUCGUCAUAUGUGCAUCUAGUCUUGUCCAGUAUGCCCUCGUAACUUAUCGUACGCUGCGUGAUACACUCGCAGAUUCGUAUAAAACACGAGCAACAGACACAUGUAACACGUUCGUAGGUUUCGAUUGUGUUACCACGUGCGACGACGACUUGCAUUUAGAAGAAACGCGCUUGGGAAGAAGUUUCUUUUUUAUUUCUGUACGUCAGAUGGAUAUUGAAAAGUUAGAUUUGCAUCUUUCCUUCUUUCUUUCUUUCCUUUUUUUUUUUUUUUUUUUUUUUUUCGUUUUUAUUUCUCGAAUCGAAGAAGCAAGUGGUAACAGAAUCGUACGGCGUUACCGUUGUGCCAUUACGCAAGGAAUCGCUGUAAAGAAGUUUUCUCCCGGAGUGUCGCAACACUUUUGCGAAUAGUACAAGGAUGAUCAUGAUCGAUGAGUUACGGAGAUUUUUGAACGGCUUUUCGAGCAAUAUAAUCGAGCAAUCGUGCGUUGAUUCGUUCUUUAUACGAGGAAGCGUAUUCUGUUAAGUUUUUGUGCUAACUGAUUAUACGAUAGUGUUUAUAUUUUGUAUUACGCAAAAUUUUGGAAAUUUGGAAAGUUGAAACAUCUGGACAUAUUGAAAUUUGCGGAUUCAAAGAUUUGAACGUUCAGAUAUUUAAAAAUUCAAUUCUUAUAUUAUUCAUGACUUAAACAUCGUAUCUUAAUAGCGUAACUUUUAAUGAAUUUGUUUUGUGAUCAAGUAUGAACGCAUUCUGCACAAUUGUUUGUUUUUAAGACGUAGAUAGAAAGAUAUAGAAAUGGUUGAAAAAGGAGAAGAAGAAACGUGUUGUGAUUCUCCGUGGUUGCGAGCUCGUUUAAUUACGAGACGGUAGGCUUAAUCGUAGUGUAAAGGACGAACUCGAAGCGAUUCGUCGUUGGGAGAUUGCAAUUCGAUGAAAGAACAGAAAUUUAUCCGAUAUUUUUAGAUACACGUACAUUGUAAUAAUAUAUAUAUACAUACAUAUAUAUAUAUAUAUACACGUGGGAUAAUUGGAGCAAUCGAUUCAAACGAAGGGAAGGAAUUCUUCAUUCAUUGUAGAUAAUCAUUGUUUUAAUUUCAAUUUCAAACAUGUCUUUCGUACGACUAAUUAUUUUUUAAAUCAUUCAUUUGUGACCUUUCUUUCUUCUUUUUUUUUUAUAUAUAUAUAUAUAGAUAUAAAUCGAAGAAAAUUCCAAAAGAGUUUGUGUGCGCCGAUACUUUUCGCAAUUUUCUUCCCCUCCUUUGAUACGCGACUUUCGGCACAUAACUUGACAAUUUUUUUAACGCAUAUUAUAUUUAUUUCUCUCUUAAAAUACAUUAGAAUAAGCGUGCUCUGUUUUCUCUUCGCUUGAAAAUCUCGUUCGUUUCUUUCUUUUUUCCCCGUUCUUUCUUUUUUUCCUUUAUUUCACGAGAGAUCAGCCUCGCUCUGAAAACUCCCGGCGUUCUUUCUUCAAUUAAAAAAAUGAUCGUUCUCAUUAAGGACAUAAGAAAAACGCAAGAUGGUAAAGGCGAGUGUUUAGAAACGAAGGCGGUUCUAUUCUCUUUUUCUCUCUUUCACGAGCCAUGCAAUUAAAAUUAGUCGGCCAUCACUUACGGCGUGCCUUUUUCUCCAAGUGAUUUAUAAAUAGAGAAGAAAAACAAAAAGGAGGACAUAAUUAUGACAACGACCAUCGAGGAUUCCAAAGAUACUUUUUAUCACGCGAUGUUUUCAUUCUUUCUUCGCGUACACAAUUUCUUCUAUUACUUUCUCUUCGCAUAUGAAAAAUGUGAAUUGGAUAAAAAAAAAUAAA